AUGUUGAGUGUGGAAUGGGAGUCAGAGGGUUUACAAACUGUUGGCAUCGUUGUGAUAAUCUGUGCAUCUCUCAAGUUGCUUCAUUUCCUGGGUCUGAUUGAUUUUUCUGAAGACAGUGUUGAAGAUGAGCUGGAAAUGGCUACUGUCUGCCAUCGCCCUGAGGGGCUGGAACAGCUUGAGGCACAAACUAAAUUCACAAAGAAAGAGCUCCAGAUCCUCUAUAGGGGUUUUAAAAAUGAAUGUCCCAGUGGCAUAGUUAAUGAAGAGACAUUCAAAGAGAUUUACGCACAGUUUUUUCCCCAAGGAGAUGCAUCCACAUAUGCACACUUUCUGUUUAAUGCCUUUGACACAGACCACAAUGGUUCAGUGAGUUUUGAGGAUUUUGUUAUGGGCCUUUCUGUUUUACUUCGUGGAACAAUACAGGACAAACUUAAAUGGGCUUUCAAUUUGUACGACAUAAAUAAGGAUGGAUAUGUAACAAAGGAGGAGAUGUUGGACAUAAUGAAAUCUAUUUAUGACAUGAUGGGAAAAUACACUUACCCUAUUCUCAGAGAGGAAACACCCAGACAACAUGUUGAGAUUUUUUUCCAGAAAAUGGAUAAAAAUAGAGAUGGAGUUGUCACAAUUGAUGAAUUCAUUGAUACCUGCCAAAAAGAUGAAAACAUUAUGAAAUCCAUGCAACUCUUCGAAAAUAUCAUUUAACAACAGCGAUAAUCAAGCACUUUAAAGAACACCUUCACAGAUUCUAAAUUAAAGAUGAGUGACUGUGAUCAGUGGAAAACCCACAACAGCUAUAACUAAACUCAGCAACAGGCUGAGAAAACAUAUUAUGCAAGUGAGCUUUGUUCAGCUGUGAAGCUUCCAACUAGUUAUUUUUUUAGAGUUAUGAACAUAUCCAUCUCAUGAAAUUAGGAAUGAUUUUGAGUUUUCAUAUGAUUUUGAGUUAGUUGCACAUGUAGAAUGCAUGCUUUCCUAAACUAGGGAACGGAGAUAAUGACCCUUGGAAAGAUAAUAAAGUCUAUGGUUAUGUCACAACUGUGACAUUAUUUUUUGGUCAUGUGGAUGAGAAAUAGAUUUUGUGUGUGUGUAUGGGUGUCCAUGUGACUAUGUAGCACAACACUUCUGAUUUGCUGCAGACUGUGUGGAAAUAAGCAGCACCCCAAUCAAACAUGAUCCAACAGUCUAUUUAAGUGUAAUUUUAAUACUACAUAGAACAAGAUAAUGAAACGUUAACUAACAUAUUAUCCAUUUGUACAUCACAGUUUCUUAACUAGUAUAAAUGCAGCACCUUUUAUGGGAAGGUAGAGUU
This is a messenger RNA of Hemiscyllium ocellatum (epaulette shark), 1309 nucleotides long. It is a transcript of the gene kcnip4a, whose product is annotated as potassium voltage-gated channel interacting protein 4a. Gene Ontology annotation, molecular function: potassium channel regulator activity; calcium ion binding. The coding region runs from base 1 to 702 and encodes 233 amino acids. Lineage: Eukaryota; Metazoa; Chordata; Chondrichthyes; Orectolobiformes; Hemiscylliidae. Gene Ontology annotation, biological process: regulation of potassium ion transmembrane transport. The record is from RefSeq and is a predicted model, not a curated record. Gene Ontology annotation, cellular component: voltage-gated potassium channel complex. The transcript is spliced from 8 exons.